Messenger RNA from Colletotrichum truncatum, 1401 nucleotides. RefSeq lists its product as uncharacterized. NCBI's taxonomy places the organism in Eukaryota, Fungi, Ascomycota, Sordariomycetes, Glomerellales, Glomerellaceae. The record is from RefSeq and is a predicted model, not a curated record.
AUGGACCCUCUCUCAAUCAUCGCCAGCGUGGCUGGAAUUUCCCAGGCUGGAGCCUUGCUCUCCAAAUCGAUCUAUGACCUUAUCAGCGCCACUCGCGGCGCGCCUAAAGAGAUCACCGACAUUGCGCGGGGUAUUUCCGAGCUUUCAGUCAUUUUGAGCGAGUUACGGCGCGUGCUUCGGGAUGGGAAGUCACUCUUCCGUCGACGGUUGCUCAGAAACAUACGCUCGACGAUAAAGAGAAUCGGAAAGAUUCAUCAUGCCGUUGGAAAGCUGAUAGACGUCGGCAACGGAGCAGGCCGUCUGAAAUGGGCAUUUCGACGAUCGACCACUACGCAGCUACUGUACCAGAUUGAGGCACACAAGAGUGGAAUCAAUAUGGUUUUGCACACAAUGGUGCUCGCUAUCCAAAUUAGAAUGAUAUCUAGCUAUUCUGAAGGAGAUAAUACAGGUGUUCCCCGGGCAGAACUUAAACUCGAACGAGAUCUCAGCCGCCGACAGACAGAAAACCAAGUCGAAUCAUCCUUCCACGCUCUCCGACAGCUUACUGCCUCCAGUUCUCCUUCUCCGGAGGAUGCAGACAUAGAAGAUCAAGAACCAACUCCGGACGAAAUAAAGGAUGCAAAACAAAAUCAACUAGUGCUGUGGGAUGGUGGGCCUGAUGAUACCGCUGCUUGGCUUUAUCGGACGGUGUUUUCUUCGUUUACAGAAUCGUUAGAGGCAGACAAUGAGCUCGAUUCUGAAUCCCUAGGUGAAUCCAAAGGGGAAGAAACGGGGUCGCCGCCAUCUGUAGUGAGCAGACAACUUAUCGGUAUUGGUACGGCGUUCAAAAACUCAAAUGGAUCGAAGCACGUUGUAAAUGAACUGCUCGCGGAAUGGACAGUCUUAACGAACGAGGAGAUCGAUGGCAUCGAACCCGACUCCAAGCCCCAGAAGGCUGAGGUCUUGGCCAACAAGGGUUCGGCGAAUAUGGAGGAGCUAAUACACUUGAAUGAUGCAGUAGGAAGGAAGUUCAUAUUGCCGUUUCAAAAAGCCAAAACUUGGGAGGGCCUUACAUCUUACUUGAAUGAGGCAUUCAAGCAUGUGGAUAUUGUUGGACCCCAUGUUAUGGAGGGACAUUUCGAUAUCGUUUCGAAAGAUUUGGGAGAUGUUAUCUUGCUUCCCAGUAUUUGGGGCGAUCUAGUCAAACCUGGGUACGUGGUUGACAUGCGUGUCUGGCCUAUAGAAAAGCCCAGACAGAUACCGGUGGCACAUCGAAGACCCUUCCCACCACCUGGGAUGCCUGCUGGUGCCCUGCCAAAAUCACCUGCUCCAGAGCCUCCCAGUCCGGCCAAGUCGCCCGAGCCUCAGCCAGAGACAGCCAAGACUAGAAACAAGAAGAAGCCCAUUGGCAAGGACGGCUGA